ACGUUAAUCAGUGCGUUACUUUAGCUCGGGUUGAACAUCACGUUAUACGCCCACAACUCCGCAUCCACAUUACGAUCAUUACAAUUGGUCAUCAAGUGAAGCUGCUGCAGGAGAUUUGGUCAACGCUCCGUGGAACUGUUGCUCACGGAUGAUUUCAGGGCUUCAUCAUCAUCAUCAUGGAUUUGGAAAGUGUCACGUACGCGUACAUCUCCGAACCGGUUGAGUUUAGGCAACUGGAGGGCAGGGCCAUCGAUUUUCGGAAGACGUUCGAUGUGCGGGGUCGCGGCACAGAUGAAAUGCUGCAGUUAUAUCUGCGCAAGGCACACCAGCCGGAUGACGUUCAGGAGAUGCCGGCGAUGCAGCGGCGUGCCUAUGUUUAUGACAUAAUUAGAAGCAAUAAAGCGCCUGGUUACUGGGUGCCACCCUGCAUGCAGGUGAGCAGUGACGUCUUUUCCCAGCCACCACCCGCAGUUCUGCCUCCACCAUCGACGAGAUCCACUCCUGGAAGCGAACGCCGCCAACUAGCAGACGGAUAUAGCGUCAAUAUGAGCCACUCCUCAUCGUCCCACAGUUUGAAUAGCUUUGGUAGUGCACCGGGUGCUGUACCGGGUCCCAGUUUCGGCACCAGUGUGGUGGCUAGCAACAAGGGCUCCAAGUACGAGAUAAGUGGACCCAUCAACUUCCAGCAUGUCUCUGGAGAUGUCACAAGGGAUCGCACGCGAAACGCCUUCGAUUUAAGUGCUGGCGCCAAUGACAAUGUGUUGAAGAAAUACAUGAAGGAGCACGGUAUAACCGAGGAGGACAUUGCCGGCAUGAAGCGCCAGGAGCUGAUCACGAAGAUUGUGCAAUCCAACUUAACUUGGCUGCCCAAUAAGCAGCAGGAGGUGGAGAAACCCAAGACAAGUCCUAUAACUCUUCAGUAUGCCACCAUAUCAACUAACAACCAGAUAACACCACCGCCUUCACCACCAACAACAGUAAGGCAUCAUCCUCCUCCUCCUCCGACCACUUCAUUAUCCAAUUAUGCAUCGGUUACUUCACGAUUUGUGGAUAUUUCUGACAUGGAAAUGCCAAUGGUGCAGCCAGUUAGCAGACAGCAGGAAAUUGGCACUGUGGUGCCAGUUCAAUUGCAGCAGGCACAGCCAAACAGACCGAAAGUUCCGCCGCCUCCCUCUGCCGUCACUGCGUCCAAUACACGACCCAUAGAAGUGCGUCCUUUAAAGCCAAAGACUCCGAAUGAAACAUAUGCUACAAUUGCGCCACAGACACAGCGGAAGACGGCCACAAUGAGAGUGCCACCACCAGCACCGCCCAAGCCAUCAAUAAUUCCCAGCACAAAUGGAACCACAGUGCAAUAUGCGCCGGUUAAACAGCCACCGCCUCCUCCUCCUGUAAAGAUAACAUCAUUGCAGCAGCGAAAUGAACCUGUUCACUUACAAUAUGAAGCUGUUCAGUCGCAAUAUGAGCCUGUUCAGUCGCGAAAUGAACCAGUGCAGCCACGAAAUGAACCAGUGCAGCAGCGAACUGAACAUGUACCGAACCGAUUCGCUUCCGUGCAGUCCCGAAAUGAACCUGUUCAGAUCCAAAAUGAGCAUGUUCCCAACCGAUUCGCUCCUGUGCCAAUUUCCCAAAAGCCAAAGGCUCCAGCUGUUAGCGCCAAUGCUGCCAUACCGCCGCCACCGCCACCUCCGCCAGUUAUGGCAGCUCAAGCUGGAGCACCACCACCGCCGCCUCCACCGCCAACGGCAGGUAAUGGUGCACCAAUGCCACCACCUCCGCCCCCAGGUGGAGCCACUCUACCGUUGGCAAUUAAAAAGUCUGAGAAACCAAAGCCAGCGGUCGCCGCGGGAGAUGAUCGCGACGCUUUCUUGCAAAGCAUACGCAAGGGCGUACAAUUAAAGAAAGUCGACCAGAAAGCCGCGACCAUAAGUGGCAUAAAACCGCGUGCUGAGAAGAAGCCAGCUACAACGGAUUUCUUAAGCGAGCUGAAAUUGGGCAUUACCUUAAGGCGCGUAAAAAACCCGGCGGAUAAUCCUUUUUCCGCAGCGAACACGGAUGAGUCGCAGGCGUAAAUGUUGCGCGCGUAACUUUUGAAAUUUCCGCUUAAGUGGGCAACGCUUCACUCUGUGAACUGAGCGACCACUUUUUUUUUAGUAUUAAAUCGAUAUUUUUAUUAACAUAACUUAUGGCCACCCUGCAAUGGAAUUUGAAAAUUGUAAUAUUUGAAUUAUUUACUUUAUGUUGUACAACGCAUUUAUAACUUUUGUUCUUUUAUUGCUCACUGAUAAAAACAUUAAUUUUAAUAUGACAGAGAUUAAAAAUAGCAAUGUAUCACGGAUAUCGCUACUCAUCCUAACAUUUUUCAUGACAUUACCAAUUACCAGUGAAAUUUGUAAAUAAAUGUAUUUGUAGAGGUCUGAUAACUUA
Drosophila innubila is the source of this 2427-nucleotide messenger RNA. RefSeq names its product formin-like protein 14 (gene Whamy). The record is from RefSeq and is a predicted model, not a curated record. The transcript is spliced from 5 exons. Bases 177 to 2072 code for a protein of 631 amino acids. Gene Ontology annotation, molecular function: actin binding. NCBI's taxonomy places the organism in Eukaryota, Metazoa, Arthropoda, Insecta, Diptera, Drosophilidae.